AUGGGUGGCGCGCUGCUGCUGGCGCUGCUGGCGGCGGCGCGGGCCGGCGAGCCCAACGCGACCCUCGAAUACCCCUCCCCUUCACCCUCCACCGAACCAGAAGACAAACCUGCCCCGCUCUUCCCCACCGAUCUCUUCACAGAGGAACAGAGACGGUCCGGAGCCGUCCUGCUACACGUGCUAGGCAUGGGCUACAUGUUCGUCGCGCUCGCCAUAGUCUGCGACGAGUUCUUCGUCCCGUCUCUGGACGUCAUCAUCGAGAGGCUAGCGAUCCGUGAUGACGUCGCCGGCGCCACGUUCAUGGCCGCCGGGGGCUCCGCGCCCGAGCUGUUCACCUCCAUCAUAGGCGUCUUCGUGUCGUUCGACGACGUGGGCAUCGGGACGAUAGUAGGCUCCGCCGUGUUUAACAUUUUGUUCGUGAUCGGUGCGUGCGCGCUGUUUUCCCGCACGACGCUGUCGCUGACUUGGUGGCCGUUGUUCCGCGACUGUUCCUUUUACUCGAUCAGUCUGCUCGUGUUGAUAUACUGUUUCGCGGACAGCCACAUCUACUGGCAAGAGGCCCUGGUGCUGUUUUCUCUGUACGGGGCGUACGUGAUGUUCAUGCGGUGGAACCAGCCGGUGGAGCGGGCGGUGAAGAAGCUGAUCUACAAGAACAAGGUGACGCGCGUGAGGAGUACAGAUCAGCUGAUGCCCACGCACCAGUCAGCCGCUCAGACGUUGCACGGCAACGCGACGACGUCAUCAGAGACGUCCGUGGGGACUAACACGGCGGCUGCUCCUACCCCUGGGUCCAGUAAAGCGCCUCCCGCGGCCAAGUUCCGCCAUGGUCUGCUGCAACUCAUGAUUCACACCAUCGACCCGAUGCACGACGGUGAGUUAGGUAAAGUGGACGAGAAGGCGACACAGUUGCAUGCGAUAGCCUCUCUGAAGGUACUUCUCGAAGCCACGAAGCCGAAUGCUGGCGGCGCCGGCGCAACGGCCGCGAGGCACUCCGCCGCCGCCACCACGGCCAAGGAGACGCCGCUGGACCUCCCGAAUGGAGGCCUAGCAGACGUCCAAUUAGAUGCUAUAGAAGAGAUAGGAGACCUGGAGGAGGACACGACUCCGUUGGACAUGUCCUGGCCUUCUGGGUUCCGCAAGCGGCUGACGUACCUGUUGGUCGCGCCCAUUGUCUUCCCCUUAUGGAUCACCCUCCCGGACACGCGGACUCCGAGAGGGAAGAACCUAUUCCCUGUAACAUUUAUAGGGUCAAUAGUGUGGAUAGCAUUUUUCUCCUACCUAAUGGUGUGGUGGGCUAACGUGGCGGGGGCGACGGCGCAGGUCCCUCCAGAGGUGAUGGGGCUGACGCUCCUGGCUGCGGGGACUUCGGUCCCGGACCUGAUUACAUCGGUGAUCGUGGCGAGGAAGGGUUUCGGAGACAUGGCCGUCUCUAGCUCAGUCGGUAGCAAUAUCUUUGAUGUCACUGUUGGGCUCCCUCUGCCCUGGCUUCUGUACGGGUUGAUCAACGGCGAACCCGUACAGGUAAACUCCAAAGGCAUGGUCUGCAGCAUCGUCCUCCUGUUCGCCAUGCUGAUCUUCGUUAUCAUCAGCAUCGCCUGCUUCAGGUGGAAGAUGAAUAGAGGCCUUGGCUUCACCAUGUUCCUGCUCUACUUCGUCUUCGUCGCCGUCAGUUUAGGACUAGAGUACGGAUACUUACAUUGUCCCAGUGAAUAG
Molecule: messenger RNA, 1713 nt
Organism: Amyelois transitella
Lineage: Eukaryota; Metazoa; Arthropoda; Insecta; Lepidoptera; Pyralidae
Product: sodium/potassium/calcium exchanger Nckx30C
Exons: 7
Coding region: 1-1713 (570 amino acids)
Biological process (GO): intracellular calcium ion homeostasis; calcium ion transmembrane transport
Cellular component (GO): membrane
Molecular function (GO): calcium, potassium:sodium antiporter activity; calcium channel activity
Source: RefSeq, a predicted model, not a curated record